Ictalurus punctatus (channel catfish) is the source of this 1387-nucleotide messenger RNA. It is a transcript of the gene cacng3a, whose product is annotated as calcium channel, voltage-dependent, gamma subunit 3a. NCBI's taxonomy places the organism in Eukaryota, Metazoa, Chordata, Actinopteri, Siluriformes, Ictaluridae. Gene Ontology annotation, cellular component: AMPA glutamate receptor complex; postsynaptic density membrane. Gene Ontology annotation, biological process: neurotransmitter receptor transport, postsynaptic endosome to lysosome; regulation of AMPA receptor activity; positive regulation of synaptic transmission, glutamatergic. Gene Ontology annotation, molecular function: channel regulator activity; voltage-gated calcium channel activity. The transcript has 4 exons. The coding region runs from base 61 to 1044 and encodes 327 amino acids. The record is from RefSeq and is a predicted model, not a curated record.
UGUGAUUCUCGUUCAGGUGCCACCUCGGAUCGUCGUCUACGAACGUGAGAUGGAAGAACGAUGAGGCCGUGCAACCGUGGAGCGCAGAUGCUCGUCACUACAGCCGGAGCGUUUGCUGCGUUCAGCCUCAUGACCAUCGCAGUGGGAACGGAUUAUUGGCUUUACUCGCCCGGAGUGUGUCGCACCGAGAGCACGGGCGACAACGACACCGCCCAAAAGAACGAAGAGGUUCUCACGCACUCGGGGCUCUGGCGCCAGUGCUGCAUGGAAGGUCUGUUCACAGGUGUGUGUAAAAACAUUGAUCAUUUCCCAGAAGACGCUGAAUACGAACAAGAUGCAGCAGAAUACUUGCUCCGAGCAGUGCGUGCCUCCAGUCUUUUCCCCAUCAUGAGUGUUGGGCUGCUGUUUGUUGGUGGAGUGUGUGUCGCUGCCAGUGAGUUCUACAAAAACCGCCACAACGUCAUCCUGAGCGCAGGACUAUUCUUCGUCUCCGCCGGUCUCAGUAACAUUAUCGGGAUCAUCGUGUACAUUUCCGCUAACGCCGGAGAUCCGAAUCAGAGCGAGUCGAAGCGGAGUCACUGGUACGGCUGGAGCUUCUACUGCGGCGCGCUCUCCUUCAUCAUGGCGGAGACGGUGGGCGCGCUCACGGUGCACCUCUUCAUCGACUCGCACCGCACGCGCACUUUCCGCCGUGCGCCUCGGAACCGCGUGCACGCGUCGCUCCAGAGCCGUCGCUCCUCCAGCUACCGCUCGCGCUACCGCGGCCACGUGCACGCGCACGCUCUCCCGCGCUCGCCAGGCGCCGGCCGCCCGAGCAACGACGAGGUCGCGCUCCGCUCGCUCCGUUACGCGCCGGCCACGCCCCACGCGCUCGCGCAUGCUCAUUACAUCAAAGCGGAGAACGGCCUCGCCUUUCACGCGCACAGCCACGGCGUGUAUCACGAGAAGGAGAACCCCGGCGCGCUCACGCCGAAGAAAAAGUGCGCGCUCCCGCUUCUGAGCAGCAGCAGCAGCGCCGCCACGCGGAGAACCACACCGGUGUGAAACUAUUCAACCCGAUCAUCUGAAUCUGAAUCUGAAUCAAUUCAUCACAUGUAUUCUAUUAAAGCUUCAAUAAAAGCACACGCAUUCACACCUACACCGCGCAGCUCCGCCUCGCGCGCUCACACUCCAACAGCGGCUCCGGUACAGUCCGUUAACCGCUGCGGGGUUAAAGCGUGUCGCGCGCACACACCGAGAAUCAAACACUGCUGAUAGCGAGCAUCAAACAAAUGUGUUUCUCCCGAGAGAGGGAGAGAGAGAGAGAGAGAGAGAGAGAGAGAGAGAGAGAGAGAGAGAGAGAGAGAGAGAGAAAAGAGAGAGAAGAGAGGGGGAGAGAGAGAGAGAA